This is a messenger RNA of Corticium candelabrum, 946 nucleotides long. RefSeq names its product pseudouridylate synthase TRUB1-like. Gene Ontology annotation, cellular component: mitochondrion. Gene Ontology annotation, molecular function: RNA binding; pseudouridine synthase activity. Gene Ontology annotation, biological process: tRNA modification; mRNA pseudouridine synthesis. Lineage: Eukaryota; Metazoa; Porifera; Homoscleromorpha; Homosclerophorida; Plakinidae. The record is from RefSeq and is a predicted model, not a curated record. The coding region runs from base 78 to 821 and encodes 247 amino acids. The transcript is spliced from 8 exons.
AUGUAGCGUAAAGUGUACGCAGCCUACUAAAUUUUAGUAGAAGAGUCCGUACCGAAGUCGUUAUCUAGUCUUUACUAAUGAACGGAAUUAUUCCUUUAUUCAAACCGAAGGGCGUCACUUCUGCUGCCUUUCUCGACCUUUUCAAAAGUUUUCUGUUUCGAGUAAUUAAAGGUGAAAGCGGGAAGAAAAGAAAAAGAAAGAGAAUGAAAGUAGGACACGGAGGGACGCUUGACAAGGGUGCAGAAGGAGUUUUAGUUGUUGGUAUUGGCGAUGGGUGUAAAGAGCUCAAGAAUUUUCUGGAAGGCAGUAAGAAGUAUUGUGUGACAGGAAAGUUGGGAGCCGCAACAGACACAUAUGAUUCAUCAGGAACAGUCACAUCGGAAAUGCCUUUUGACAAAGUUACCAUAGAAAAAUUUACGUCAGUUGUGAACAAAUUUACAGGAGCGAUUCUACAGAAACCACCAAUAUAUUCUGCCUUGAAGUUUGAAGGGCAAAGAUACUCGGACUUGGCUCGGCAAGGAUGUCCACCUGAGCCUCAACUGAGGCCUGUCACAAUAUACAAUGUGGAAUGUACUGAAUUUAAACCACCGUUGUUUAAGCUAAAUGUUCACUGCAGUUCAGGUACCUACAUUCGAAGUUUAGUGCACGACAUUGGACAAGAGUUGGAAUCCAGAGCUCACGUCAUUGACUUGUGUCGAAGUCAGCAGGGUCAGUUCUUACUUAGUGAUGCUCUUAAACAGGAAGACUGGUCAUUAGAUAAUGUAAAUAAGUUAAUGGUAGUUACAAAGUCUAAACGCUUGAAAGACAGAAAGAGUGUAUAACACAAACAUGGAUGGCCCUGUUUUUUGCAAAACAAUUAUUGAGUUGAUGCUACCUUGUAAGUGGUAUUGUUAUAUACGUGUACUCUUUUUGGUUGAAAAAUAUGUGACAUAAAGACAAUUUGUGA